Molecule: messenger RNA, 903 nt
Organism: Anneissia japonica
Lineage: Eukaryota; Metazoa; Echinodermata; Crinoidea; Comatulida; Comatulidae
Exons: 3
Coding region: 1-903 (300 amino acids)
Source: RefSeq, a predicted model, not a curated record
AUGGACAUGAUUUUUGCUGCUCGCCAAAUCCAGGAGAAAUGCAUUGAGCAACAUCAAGAACUCUACGUAACAUUCGUAGACCUGACUAAAGCAUUUGAUUCUGUAUGUAGAGGCGGACUAUGGAAAAUCAUGAGCAAGUUUGGCUGUCCAAACAAAAUUAUAACUAUGGUACGACAGUUCCAUGACGGAAUGAAGGCAUUCGUCUCUGACAACGGCAAUCACUCCAAACCCUUUGAUGUGACCAAAGGAGACGUACUAGCACCAGUUCUCUUCAGUAUGGUAUUUUCUGCAAUGCUGAUUAGUGCUUAUAAUGCGCAAGAUCUGGGAGUUGAUGUUCAUUACCGCCUUGACGGUGGUCUCUUCAACCUCACGGCUCCGCGCAAUUACAAAGCUACUCUUGUCAACGGAGAAGAGUUAGAGUUUGUUGACAAAUUCACAUACCUUGGCAGCACACUAUCUCAAAUUGGAAAGAUUGACGAUGAAGUAAACUGUCGAAUAGCGAAAGCAAGUGUUGCUUUUGGAAGACUUACCUCAAAUGUAUGGAAGCGCCGAGGAAUAAAAAUCAAAAUCAAGCUUAGAGUAUACCAAGCUGUAGUAUUAACAGCUCUUCUCUAUGCCAGCGAGACCUGGACAGUUUACCAACGUCAUGCACGCAAGCUAAAUCACUUCUAUCUUCUACGAUGGACAGGCCAUUGUAUUAGAAUGCCUGAUGAACGUAUCCCGAAACAACUUCUGUAUGGUGAACUGAGCUCAGGCGAAAGAUCUUGCGGCGGUCAACAAAAAAGAUUCAAAGACACACUGAAAAAAUCAUUGAAACAAUGCAACAUUGAUGUGACCUUAUGGGAAACACAGGCUGUUGAUACUGUAGGUCUUCUUGGAGAAACACUGUGCAAGAUGGAGUAA